This is a messenger RNA of Onychostoma macrolepis, 1948 nucleotides long. RefSeq names its product NADH:ubiquinone oxidoreductase complex assembly factor 2 (gene ndufaf2). Gene Ontology annotation, biological process: mitochondrial respiratory chain complex I assembly. Gene Ontology annotation, cellular component: membrane. NCBI's taxonomy places the organism in Eukaryota, Metazoa, Chordata, Actinopteri, Cypriniformes, Cyprinidae. The record is from RefSeq and is a predicted model, not a curated record. Bases 402 to 893 code for a protein of 163 amino acids. The transcript is spliced from 4 exons.
GAGACAUUGAAGCUUUUAUGUUUAUUUGGGUAUAACACUGACUGUGUUGUCAGAGUGAAAUAACCAUAACAUAUGUCUGUUUAGAGUCUUUUACACAAGCUUUUGAGUGGCGAUUUUUUAGCCUGUAAAACCGCGUUUUUAAACGAAACAAAUUCAUUCUGUACAACGCACUAAAUGUAACGUUAUAUGAUCUAUUUCAGCUUUUAAAUAUGAUUGUUGUGCACUUUGUUGAAUAGGAGGCAGCCAUGUUGUAACGUCUACAACGCGAACUCGGAUUGGUCAGACCGGGACUAAGAACCAAUCAGAUGACAGUAUUAAUGCUAGGUAAUCGUGUAACCUGCGACUCAAAGUAAAUACGUGCAUUAGGAGAGAAUAUAUAAACAGAUAUUUAACUUAUAGUGAUGAGCCGUAUUACCUCUCUGUUGCGAAGAACAUUUGGAGUGGUAAAAGAGCAUGUCGGCACAGAUCAUUUUGGAAAUAUAUAUUACAACAUACCCGAGCAGAAGUCAUGGACUGGACGGGUCAUCCGGCCCAGACGCCUAGUAGAAGCAGCCAAUCCAAAAGAGUUUGAGUACAUGGAAGGAAACAUUCCUUCUGAAUGGGAUGCUUGGCUCAGAGGCAGGCGGAAGCAGCCACCUACAAUAGAGGAGUUGCUACAAAACAAACGUUACAGGGAGCAGAUCAAAAUCAGGGCUAUAGAGGCAGAGGAGAAGGAUAAAGCCCUGCAGGCCAAAGAGUAUGAGGAAGGUUUGGUGGCCCAACCUGUUCAGACUCAGGUCAAAGGUCAUGCUUCUGCCACACAGUUUGGACAGACUGAAAUCAGUGAGGACCCUGUAAGCACUGCCAACACAUUCCAGCCUGGGUCCUGGACACCUCCAGCAAGCAAAAAAUAGGUUUAUUUGAAACUUCCUGUGCUGUCUUCAAGUAAAUUUGCAAUUUAAGUGAAAUAGUAGUACUGCUGAAUUUAACUGCAUCUCAGAACGUGUUGAUAUAUAUUCAGUACUGGUUUUCUGGAGACAAUUGAAAAACACUGCAUGUAAUGAAUGGAUAGCUUGCUAUUAUUUUUCAAGUUUAAAAUAAUAUUUUACCCAGAAAUUAAAAAAUUCUGAAAAUGUACACACCCUCAGGCCAUCCAAGUUGGAGUUCUUCAUCCAAACAGCUGAUGAAAACAUGACAAUACAACAUCGCAAAAGUCUUGUGAAUUGAAAAGCUCAGCAUUAAGAUGUUUUUUUUUUUUAAAUUACGAGUCCUCUAUCCAUAAUAUUGCCUUCUCCUUGUCAAAAUCAGGAGCCAAAGCAGUUCUGAACAUGUAUGUCAGUCGAUUUUGAUGUGAGAGGAUGACGGGAUGGCCUUUAGGAAGCAUUAUUAUUGAUUCUAGACCUUAAAGUAAAAAACUUCAGUUAAAAUGAUGGAUAUUAACUUACAAACAUGCAGCUUUUCACUUCACAAGACAUUAAGUGAUGGAAUUAAUGUAUUAAUAAUUAAUAAAUUAUGUGUAUUAUUAUUUAGUUUUUCCUCUCAUUCUCAUGGAAACUAUCACUGUAGACGAUCAACUGGAUAGUAAUAUAAUGUAAUGCUAAAUUUCUCCAAAUCUGUUCCGAUGAAGAAACAAACUCAUCUUAGUUGGCCUGAGGGUUAGUAAAUUUUCAUGUAUGGAUGAACCAUUCCUUUAACAUCACUGAAAUGGAUUGUAAAAUGAUGUAAAGAAAAAAAGAUAUGCUGCUAAGUUUCUGAGAGCUCUGCUUCAGGAUUGUUUCAAAAUCAAUUCACCAAAUUUUGUAGGACAUUUUAUGCAUUCGGUAUAAUCGAAAUUAUAUUUCAGAUGUGCUAAUAGCUGUCUUACCAUAUUGAAAAUUAUUAAUGUCAGUAGAGACUAAUUUAAAAUUAUUUCUGUCUAUUUCCUUUUGCUCUUUAUUUAGAAAGUGUGUGAAUAAAAGUUGCAGCUGCA